GCUCUGAGCAGCAGUCUAUACAAGAGUGCAUCGCCUUAUGGCUCUCUUAAUAACAUUGUGGAUGGGUUAAGCUCCCUCACCGAGCAUUUCUCUGACCUAUCCCUUUCUUCAGAAGCCAGAAAACCCAGCAAGAGGCCACCUCCUAACUACCUGUGCCACCUCUGCUUUAACAAGGGACACUACAUCAAAGACUGCCCACAGGCUCGUCCAAAAGGAGAAGGCCUGACUCCAUACCAGGGCAAGAAACGCUGUUUUGGUGAAUAUAAGUGCCCCAAAUGCAAGAGAAAAUGGAUGAGUGGAAACUCCUGGGCUAACAUGGGACAAGAAUGUAUCAAGUGCCACAUUAAUGUUUAUCCUCACAAACAGAGACCCCUGGAAAAGCCGGAUGGCUUGGAUGUUUCAGAUCAGAGCAAAGAACAUCCCCAGCAUCUCUGUGAGAAGUGCAAAGUUUUGGGCUACUACUGCCGCCGCGUGCAAUAAUCCUUCGGAGUGGCCUCUUCCCAUCCCCCUCAUCCCUAAAGAUCCUCUGGCAGCACGUGAUCAACAGCAACACAACAAAUCAAGAUAAAAGCUAAAAUAAUUGCCAAUAUUGCCUAUCUAAUAACAUGCCUUACCAUUAAUAGAAUGUAACAUUUCUCCUGUGCAUGUAUGCAACAGGUAUUUACAAGGACUAUGAUUUGUAUACAUACAUAUAUAUGUAAAUUUAUAUAUAUAUGUACACACAUAUAUAAAGCGUUACUGAUAGUGUUCACAUCAGAACCGCAGAUGCAGGUUCUGCUAAAUGUUUACACAGACCCCAUAUCACGGCCAGGUGAAAUGAAGUACUUAUUCAAUAGGCAAGGUAUAAUAUUGACAAGGAAUUGACAUUGUUAUAUGUAUGGCUUUUGCAGAGGUUAAACAACUGUGGGGCCACUAAUUGUAAGCGCUCACCCACAACAUGAACGUUAUUCCUAUUAUAUGACAAGACAAAGGAAGGUAAAACAAGCCAUGGUGUAAAAGAAGGAAAAUUACUGUUUCCC
Messenger RNA from Antrostomus carolinensis (chuck-will's-widow), 1019 nucleotides. It is a transcript of the gene ZCCHC24, whose product is annotated as zinc finger CCHC-type containing 24. Gene Ontology annotation, molecular function: zinc ion binding; nucleic acid binding. The transcript has 3 exons. Lineage: Eukaryota; Metazoa; Chordata; Aves; Caprimulgiformes; Caprimulgidae. The annotation marks the transcript as partial. The record is from RefSeq and is a predicted model, not a curated record.